AUGAAGACCGUUCCCGACUACGAAAAACCCAUCCACACGGCUGUGGUGCAGCUCUACGACACGCUCCAAGAGUUGAAAAACAACCGCAGCAAGUUUCUCAGCUCCAAACAAGUGUACAAAAUCUACGAGCAGUUUUUGGAGCAGGUGCACGAGCUCAGCAUUGUGCGCAAGGACGAAGAGCUCAAAGGGUUGACGCUCAGCUUGCCCACGCCCACAGACCAGGUGAUUGACGAUUGCUGGCAGUUGCUCUCGCUCUCCUUCGUCACAUGCGGCUUGACCAAGUUUGCGCCCGCCACAUACCUGUCGCUCUCGACCGUGUACAAGUUGUUGACGCACUUGAAGGAAUGCCAGGUGUUCAGCAUCGACGAUCUCCGGCCCAUCAAGCAGCGCUUGGACGAGAUCCGCGACAUCAUCUCCCACAGCGAGAACAUUGACGAAGGUUCCAUGGACGCCGAAAACGGCGCCGCCGACCACCACGCGGAAGAGAGCCUUUUGUUGCGCACCAAGUUGCACCGCUGCCAGCAGGCGUACGACGAGUUGGAGGAAACCUUCCGCCGCAUGCCGUCGGACUUGGAGCCCGUCUACACGCAGCUCAUUCUGCUCCGCAAGUCUUUGCUCAACUGUGUGACGUUGCAGAGCGACUCGGGCAAGGCGCCCGACGUGGAGCCGCUCCGUGCCAGCUUGCGGCGCAUCGAGGCCCAGAGAGACGAGAACGGCCGGUUCCGGUCGUCGGGCGACGCCGAGUUGGUGGAGCGGGCGCAGAUGGUGCUCAACGGCUUGCUUGACGACUGCAACAAUCUUCUCCAGGACGCCGGGCUCGAUAUGCUUGCGGCGUUCUCCGAUCUCUCUGUCGACAUGCUGGACAAGGAGCUGGCGACGUUUGCCGGACUCCGCUCCGUGUACGAAGAGUUGCUUGCAUUGAAGCAGACGUUGGAGAAAUUGCUUGUGACCCGCCGCUGGACCAUGCGCGAGACGGACUUGUACGGCUACCAGAAGCAGUUGAAGCGGCUUGACGAGCAGCGGGUGCUGUUGACGCAAGACAGCGCCAGCUCGGGCGCCGCGGGCCGCAAAAUGCGCCGUGUGCUGCUUCUUGUGUUGUACCUUCUCCGGCGGUGCUACUCGCUUGUGUACAAGCUUUUGGAGAGUCUGGAGCCGGUGCUGGAGUCGUUGCAGCCCAUCCACAACCAGUUGCUGACAGUGCGCAGAUGUCUCUUGGAGAUCAAGCGUGUGGACGGCUUGAGCAACUUGCGCCAGUUGUACCCGUUCCAAUUCAAGCUUGCGUCGUUGGACAAUCUCCGGCACGACGGCAAGUUCAUUGUGAACAACCAGGUGCCCGAGGGUCAGGCCACGUUGAAUGCGCUCUUGGCCGAGUGUUUUGACAUUAUGCACGAGUUGAAGAUCGAGUUGGAGGAGAAAGAGGAGCUGGAGCAGACCGCCAACAUCACCGACGACGAGGACAAGGACUCGGACGACGAGGUGGAGUUGAAGCGCAACCGCUACAUGGGAUUCAACGAGGCCGACUACGACAUGGCCAGCGAGAGCGACGACGAGUUCCUGAGUCUUUCGGACUCGGAGUUUGAAAGCAACGACUACUAUUGA
Molecule: messenger RNA, 1599 nt
Organism: Clavispora lusitaniae ATCC 42720
Lineage: Eukaryota; Fungi; Ascomycota; Pichiomycetes; Serinales; Metschnikowiaceae
Cellular component (GO): cytoplasm; nucleus
Source: RefSeq, a predicted model, not a curated record